UACUUGGCUUGGGUAUGCAUGCACGCAGUGAAGAGAUUGUCAAAUACUACAGGACAGGGCGUUUCUACUCUGUGUUUAAAAUAUUGCAGUUAAACUACUUUGAAAUAACACCAUUCCAGCAUCUGCAGUCUCUUUCGUCAAGUAUUUAAAAUUUAUGCCGAAAUCGGAAUUCCAAAGGUUUGACCUAGUGGCUGUCUGACCUAUACUGGGUGAACUGUUCAACGCAGGAAACUCUCCUCUGCCCUAUUCAAGAAACCGCUUAAAAGUCGUUUUAGCAAGGAAAUAAAGAUGAUUGGUUCUGCCUCCUGCAUUUACAGUGUACUUGUUUUGGCCACCAUCUCUUUCUUAAUUCGAGCUGACACACAUGUUCUCAGAGGGAAUGAAGUAUCCUAUGGAAGAAUAGGAACAGAUAUUAACUUGAUCUGCAAUGCUGCAAAUGACAGGCGUGUUCAUUGGAAAGUUAAUGGGACCCUCAUGGCCAAAACAAACGAUACCCAAGUACAGAAUGGAAACCUUGUGUUGUUGAUGGCAGGCUUGUCCCUGGAAGGAAACUAUAGCUGUCAUGAUGACACUGGAGAAAUGUUGCAAUGGACUGUGUUAAAACUUGGAUAUCCUCCAAGUAAGCCUUUGGUGGACUGCAAGGCAUUCAAUUUUUAUAGAAUUUAUUGUUCUUGGAUAAAGAGUCAUCAGGAGUCCUUUCCCAGCAGAUACAUUGCAACCUACAGGGAUCCAAGCAAAAAAUUUUGGAAUUGCACUACACAUUCACCUGAUAAAGUGUGUCAAAUCGACAAUCCUCAAAUAUAUUCGCAACUGCCUUAUGUAAUGAAUGUAACAGCUGUCAAUCCAGUUGGCCACAGGACUACACUCUUGGAAUUUGUACCACUGGACAUUGUUCAGCCUGAUCCACCUUCAAAUUUAAAAGCUGACCCUGUUUUUGGAUCUCCCAGAAGAAUAAAAGUUCGGUGGAGUUAUCCUUCAACGUGGAGUCCACGUUUUAACUUAAAGUUUAUCCUGGAGUACAAACUUCAGCAAAACAAUUUCUGGUUUCGGCUCGAGACGUUCAAGGAAGAGGUGACUAUUACUGAUGCCAUUGGUGCGCAACUGUAUUUGAUUCGUGUUAAAGCAAAAGAUUCCUUUGAUUAUGGGAAGUGGAGUGAAUGGAGUUCAGAAGUACCGGUCACUGCAUGGAGCGAAACAACUUCAGAAUCUAUCCAAACUACUGUUGCCACAUUAACAGUGGACUAUGUGGAUAUUCCUGGUCAACAAACAGAGUCUCCCUCUGCUCCAACUUCAAUAUUUCCAAGCUCUGAAGUGCUGGAUACGGAUAUUAUCAUAUUGAUCUCAAUCGCCAUCGUGAUUGGACUAUUCUCAAUGACGGCUGCAUUUGUGCUCUGGGUCAGAAAGAAAAAGCAAGAACCACAUAAGGCUGAAAUUCUAAUGAAGAAGGCAUUAACUUAUUGUUAAUGCUUGGCUCCAUCUUCAUCUGAGAUGUACAGCAAUUAAUCUGACAGGGAUUCCUGACACAAUAUUCUAUGAAGAAUUUUCAGCUAAUAAAAAGCACAAAUAAUAACAACCAGGACAUUGGCUUCUAAACGGAAUAAAAUGCCCAGAUGUUUCAAACUAGUUCCGUAGAACUGGUUGAUCUUCCCGUCAACAUGUGCCAAUGCAAAGUCCUCAUUGUUUAAGUGGGAUGGAAGCUGAUUUGUUUUAAUUGUGGUUGAUGAAUUUCCUUGAUAUUGUCCGUCAAUAUUCAGUUUGUGUUUUCCAACGUUUGCAAGCCAUGGUAGGCUAAUGUCACAACUCGCUUGAUGCAGUUUGGUUUCUGCCAUUAAGUUUGGUCUUUGAAGAGCUGAGUUUGUAUCUGAAGAGCUUGGCCUGCUCGACUUCAACCAAAAUGACAAUAUCCAAAGGACAGCUUUUGGGAAGAAUGUGACCUGUCUUUGGGUCUGCGUCAGCUGCUGUGAAGUAACUUGCAGAUACAGAAGAUGGAACCACUUUUCCAAUUUUAACUGCCUCAGUUACAUGCAACCACAAGAUAAUUUACAAGAUUAUACAACAGCAAGCUGAAGCAAAGUGCUGAGGACAUGGUGAUUAUUACAUGUAAAUAUCUGAGCCUAUUUUGGUCUUUGCUUAUUUUAAAGCACUUGACCAUUCAAGUAUGGAAUCUCAUUUGCAAAUUAUUUUCUGUAGACCUUUUAGUACAAGUGAUUGUGACUGGGGGGGGGAAGCGUUAUCUUAACUUUAAAAUGCAGGUGUUCGUGGAAGGGAGAGCACUUUGUGCUGAUUAUUCUUUUCAUGUGUUGUAGCUUUAUUCUGUAAAGCACAAACCAGACAAAAAAUAAUUGUCCCCUUACAGAGCAGGAGGACAAUUACUAUUAAUUUUUUUUUGCACAAGUUGUGCUAGAAAUCAAACACUUUUUAGGUAAAAGGCACUAAUGUUAUGAGGAUAGCUUUUGAUUCUAAUGGUGAGCUUUCUUUGUUCACUAUUAAAAUGUUUCACUUGCUUGCGGUUGCCUCCAUUCAGUAAGAAAAACGAUGCUUAUUAAGAAAUGGUUUAAGUAUUUACAAAUGAAGACAUUUCCAGGUAGGUUUGGGUUCUGUCCAAGUUGAAACUUCUACCCCUCCCACACAGACACAUACACCAUAUUAAUACUAUAGAAAGUUCAAGAAGCAAUUUCUUGAAAAAAAGUUUUUUCUAUAAUGUUAAUAUAUUAAACUCUGCAGUAUCAUGCAAGUUAGAAUGCAGAAUGAAAAUGUGAAUUUAAUAAUUGGCUAGAGCACCAUUGAUAUUUAAAUCUGCCAAAGCAAAUAUUAUUUAAUGAGCAAAAUGCUAUCUGGGGAAAAAUGCGUUUAGAAAUCCAAAGUUGAUCCUUCUCUAAAAUUACUAUUAUUCCCAAAUAUGAAGUAUUUCAUAUUUUUUAUGCCUGACUUCCUGUUGACUUAAAAGCUUUACAGUAUUCUGAGGUAAUUUAUCCUUUUUGAUUCUAGACCUAGAAAUUUCUACUGAAGGUUUUGGAGACUUUGAAGUUGGUGCAAUUUUGGCUUUUAUUUUUAUUUCUAUUUUUAAUUUUUGUGAAAUUGAGUCAAUCUAUAACUUCCAUUUAUGGAGAAUCUUUGUUGUAGCAAACUGCAUAAUAGGGGCAUAAUCAAACAAAACUGGCUGCAUGCCACAAUUUAGUGGUGUAUUCAAAACAGUUGUCUGAAAGGUGGAUUUUGAGGAGUGUUGCAGGCAGGAAAGGAAAUGGUGGAAAUUUAAGGGCUUAGGGUCUUGGCAGCUGGUGCUAUUGACUGUAAUUGGUGGAGAGAUUGUUUGAUGAUCUUAGGUUUGUUGGGACGUAGAGCAAGGGAAGCCAGGUGGACGUGGGAAAAGCAUUGGAACAGUGGUUUCAGUCUUCCCAGUAUUAGGAAGAACUUCUGAAUCAGAAUCAGGUUUAUUGUUACUGACUUAAGUUGUGCUGUUUGUUUCGUCACAGCAGCAUGACAAAUUAUAAUGAGUUGUAUAAAAAGAGUACAGAGGAGGAAUAGUGGGGUAGUGUUCACUGACUGUUCAUAUAUCUGAUGGCAGAGGGGAAGGAGCUGCAAAUCGUUCUGAUCCAACAUGCUGAGAGUAAUUUAGUCUGAGAAUUUGGAGGUAGUGAAUUGGCCAAGUGUUGCAGUGUUUUCAGAGGUUCUCUGCGUCGUCUGUCAAUCAGGUGAAAUUGAGGGCGAAGCAGUUGAGCGUUUGUUGCGGGGAGAAACUACACUGUCUAAGUGUUGCCUAACAUUUAUGCACAGUAGUGCAACAGCUUGCAUAACGCGUCAGGUUACAGCGCCAGAUCAGAUUUCAAUUGCUGCCGGUGUCUGUAUGGAGUUGUACGUUCUCCCCGUGAUCACGUGGAUUUCCAGAUGCUCCAUUUCCCUCCCGUAUUCCAUUAGGGCCAAUGAGUUGUGGGCAUGCUGUGUUGGUACUGGAAGUAUGGCCCCAGCACAAUCCUCGCGGAUUUGAUUUGAAUCGAGCGACACAUUUCACUUUCUGUUUCAGUGUACAUGUGACAAAUAAAGCUAAUCUUAACUGUGAAGGAACUGGUGUCUUGUGGAUGGGUGAAUACGGUUUCACUUGGUCAAAAUCUGUCAACUGUUGGGUUUGUAGAUUUGAUUGAAUUAACUGUAAAAGAAGCCUUUCUGAAACUUGAGUUAGUCAUAAGACCAUAAGACAAAGGAACAGAACUAAGCUAUUUGGCCCAUCGAGUCUGCUCGCCCAUUCCAUAAUGGCUGAUUUUUUUUCCCUCUUGACACCAUUCUCCUGCCUUCUCCUUGUAACCACGCUUUUUCAUUCAGUUUGCCUCUGCCAGAAGGAAGCCAUGAGAGAGGUGAUGUUUGAAACAAAGUGUUAGCAUCAAGGACAAAAUUGCUAAGCAAAGCUGCUAAAAUCUUUAUACUGCAUAAAGGUAUUAAUUGUCAGUCAUUUUGAACGGAGAAUGGGCUACUUGUGCAAUUGUUCUGUGACUAAUGUUUUGGAAGGGUUAGCCUUUGUGUUUAUCUGUAAUCUUAGAUGACAUCAUUGAGAAAAAGUUAGUGUUGAUCAGUUAUUUGAUUUUUAAAAAAUAGCUGAAGUCCAGGUUAAGUUAACUGCCUUUGAAGAUGGGAAAACUAAAAUGAUGAUGAUUUGAAGAAUUACUUGACACAGCUUGAUUUUUUACAUGAUAGUGUAGUUGUGGCAUUUGAUGGAAUUAGUGCUGGAUGUCAUUAAUAAUGCUGUAGACUUUUUGAAAAGCAUUGUAUUGUGAUUAAUCAGCAAUAUAAUUAAGUAGUGGCCUCUGCUAAUGGCAUAUUUGGAGUACAGUAGCUUGUUGUUGCAUAACCAGAAGAUUUGGGGGCUUUAGAAAGAGUGGAGAGGAGGUUCACCAGCAUGUUGCCUGGUUUAGAGGUUAUUAGCUAGAAGGAGUGAUUGGGCAAACUUGUGUUUGGUUUCUCUGCCGCAUCAGGGGUUGAGUAGCCAACAGACAGAGGCACAGACAGGGUAGGCAAGGGGCGUUCUACCCUAAAGUAGAAAUGUCAGAUACAGGACAACAUAGGUUUAUAGUGAGAAAGAAAAGGUAGAUUUUUUUUUACAGAGUAAAGUAAAAGUAAAUUUGUUAUCAAAAUAGGUAUAUGUCACCUUAUAGAACGCUGGCAUUCAUUUUCUUGUGGUUAUUCACAGUAGAAUAAAGAAAUACAAUAGAAUCAAUUAAAAACUACACACAAAGACUGACAAUGUGCAAAAGAAGAUAAAAUGUGCAAAUAAUACUGAGAGCAUGAGUUUGGGUUAGACUAGAAAUGAGAGCAGGAAUAGGCCAUCUGACCUCUCGAGCCUAAACCUGACUACAGCUGGAGGUCAUGGGUUGAGGGUGAAAGUUUAAGGGAAGAGGAGAGACCUUCCGGAUGAAGAGAGACCUUCACUGACAGGAUUGUGAGAGUGUGGAACGAGCAUGCAAACACGAUUUCAAUGUUUAUAGAAAGUUUGGAUAGUUACAUGGUAGGUCUGCGGAGGGCUAUGUUCCUGGUGCAGGUCGAUGGGAGUAGGCAGUUUAAAUGUUUCGGCACGGACUAGAUGGGCCAAAGAGCGUGUUUCUGUGCUGUACUUUUCUAUGACUGACUUGUAGAGUCCUUGAAAUUGAGUCCAUGGGUUGUGGAAUCGGUCCAGUGGUGAGUUGAGUGAAGUGAUCUAUGGUGGUUUAGGAGCAUGUGAUUCACCACCAGCAGAAGUGGUGCAAACAGUCAUGGUAACGUUUAAGGUUCAUUUGAAUAGGCACGUAAACAGGUAGGGAAUGGAGGGAGGUCGAGCAAGUACAUUUUAGGUGGACAUCAUGGGCUGCAAAGUGCAGGACCAGAAGCAGCAUUUUGCAACUUGUUUGAGUCAGUUGCCAGUAUUCUGGUAAGUGUAGAUUAAUAUCUUCUUCCUUUGGCUCUGCUUAGCUUUCUAAAUUCGGAUGCAAGUCCUGAAACAUGAAAGGGCUGUUGUAAUUAUCGCUCAGCUGCAGGGCAGCCCAAAUCAGAUUCUCUUCAUGCUUCAAUGCAGUUUGCUUUUGGUGUUCUCUGAUAGUGCUUCUCUCCAACCUUGUUUCAUAAUUAUCACCAGGAAUAUACUUUGCACUUUUAACCAUAAGACUGCUCUUGCUAUCAAAUAUUAUAUAGAAAUGCUGCAGUAUAUUGAAAUGCUUGAUAUAAUAAACUAUGUUGUGAAUCUUGUAUACUUCACAAAAUAACUUGUUCAAUGACAUAAAAUAUAUUUUUUUAAAACACCUAAGAAUAAAAUAGCUUCAAAUAUAUGCAAGACCCUCUACCUAAUUUUCAGUAAGGAUUGAUAGUUUUUAAUCAUCUAUAGACAAUUAUAAACCUCCCCUGUCUGAGCCAGGAUCUUGUAUCUGGAUUGUAUCCAAUAUUUCAGAGUUCAGUCAUUGCCUUAGUUUCUAAAACGUAAGAUACCGUGAUGCCUGAUUUUUAUCGUGUCUGGGAUAAAGAAACCUGUUAGAAUAUCCUUGAGUGCUAAAAACUAGUUAUUAUAAAAUUACCAUGAAACUUGAGUAAAACAUUUUAAUGCCAUUUGAAAGGCAAUCGCAGCAAUUUACAUCACUUCACCUCCCCUCCCCUCCCCACUCCCAAAGCUACCAUUUUACUGUUUUUGCUAGCACCCUAGUCCCAGCUCACUGAUUUCACUGGUCCAUCUUGUUACAACAAGGGAAAUGGUAUCCCUGGUAACUGUAUCGGCCAUAUGUUUACCUUCCUAAUCUGUUUAUCCCCAAUGCCAGAUUAGACAUGGUUCAGGAAAUGUUCUGGACAUUUGGCAAUGUGUUCUUUAAUCUUAGUAACCUAAACUAGGUAUUCUUCAAUCAGGAUCUCUUGCCCACUGCUAACUACAUUGUUGACUGCAACAUGAAGUACAGGAACUCUGUCCUCUCCCUCAUGAGUGUUUUAUGCCUUUAUGCCAAUAUUAGCAUUGAUUUAGAGAAGACUAGAAUAUAAAAGUAAGGAUGUAAUGCUAUGACUUUAUAAGACAUUGGUCAAGACCGCAUUUGGAGUACUGUGAGCAGCUUUGGGCCCCUUAGAAAGGAUGUGCUGGCAUUGGUGAGGGCGUGGAGGAGGUUCAGGAAAAUGCUCCAAGAAGUGAAAGGGUUAAUAUGUGAGGAACAUUUUGUAGCUCUGGGCCUGUACUUGCUAGAAUUUAGAAGACCGAUGGGGGGGAGCUCAUUGAUACCCUACCGAAUAUUGAAAGGCCUAGAUAGAGUGGAUGUGGAGAGAACGUUUCUAUUAAGUGAGGGAAUCUAGGACCAAAGAUAACAGCCUCAGAAUACAAAGGUGUCUCUUUAGAACAGAGAUGAGGAGAAAUUUCUUCAGCCAGAUGGUGGUGAAUCUGUAGAAUUCAUUGCCACAACUGUUGAUACAGAAAGGCAGUGCCUCAGGCAAGAAUAUACAGAUGUAAAUAUUUAGGGAUGGACUUUCCCCUGAAACUGAUCACCCAAAAUAGUUGUAGUUUGCACAUAAGAUUAUGAAGCUUUCAGUGGAAAUCCACUUUCCAUGAUCUUUUGUGCUGCAUUAAAAAAAUACAUGUAGAUAGAUCCACCCAAAAAAUACUGGACGUGUUCCCAGGUUGAACAAAUAUUGCUUGGGAGUUUCCACUUAUUUCACAGGCCUUUUUGAGGAGGCUUAAAAAAACUCAGUUGGCUCCUCUGCACCCAAGGGUACUGAUAAGGAUAUUUCAAACGGUUUAGACUUACUUGCGUGUGAACCUGAUUUCCUGUUUCCUAACUAAUUGCACAUUUUGGUUUCUCACAAUCUGCAGUUGUUACCGCAGGUCAUGGGCUGACACUGAUUUUGUGGCACAUCUUUAAGCUAGUGUAAUCGAAAGCUACCGUACCAAUUUUUUUUAAACUUUAGAAAAUGUAUUAAAAUGUAGUCUAACUAUACUGACUUUGGGAAGAUUUUGCAUGUGGGGAUAUACAAGAAAAAUCUGUGGGAAAACGUGAGCACUUUUCAAAAUGAGAUUGUGAAACACUUUAUUGAAAAAAGAGGUUGCUGAAGUUGGAUACGUUUUAAAAGUCUGCAAGCCUUUUCGUUUCCUUUAUUUGUUUUAUGCAAUGCCAGCUGAGAAAAGGGAAGGAAAUGCAGCAACUCGGAGAAAUUUUCAUCUGAUGCCCUGUGUUGAGGCUUUUUGACUUUGCUUAUGAUGAAUUUGUGAAUGAGUUUUUAAAAAUAUCAUGUAUGUGUCAAGGAAAGCUUUGGCAGUAUCUGGUAGAAGAGGGUGGCAUUUUAAACACUGAAAAAUGUUGAUGUGUUUUCAUGAUAUUCUGGUGGAGAAUUAAUAAUUCCUGUUUGAACUUAAUGCUGAAUGAACUUAAUGCAAAUCGAUUGUACAGGUCACUAAAUUACAGGUAGCCACACAAUUGUGGAGGCGGGCCACUAAGUUACAAGGAUUGGGCUCCAUGGUGGCGUGAGUGGUUAGCGAGACACUAUUACAGCUUGGGGCUUUGGAGUAAGGAGUUCAAUUCUGGUGCCAUCUGUAAAGAGUUUGUGUGCACCCCUCCCCCUGCACCUGGUGGAAUACCUGAGUGUUCUCUGGGUCCUCCAGUUUCUUCCCACAGUCCAAACGUGAACUGGGUAGGUUAGUUUGUCCCGUGAUUAGGUUAGGGUUAAAUCGGGGUUGUGCGGUUUGCUGGGUGAAGUGGCUAGAAGGACCAGAUGGGCCUAUUCCACACUGUAUCCCUAAGUAAGUGAAAUAAAAUUGCAAGGAGAGGCUACUCAUGUAUGUUGAGCAUGUAGACUUGUCUGCUGAAGCAUCUGGCUUUAAUCCUCCAAACAGGAUAAAUUUUGUGAACUGAUAUUGAUGAAAGAUGUUCAGGUUCCUCCAUGGAUAUCAUUUACUCAAAAGCAGCACAUGGAACUUGUUUAGUGUGGACAAUACUGUAUAUACAACUUCAGUAACUACCAACUGAACUAACUUUUGGAUAAAUCAUUAUUUUUGAUAAGCAAUUAUCUUAUAUCUGCAAGGAUAAAUCUAGCUAAAUGAUAAUCUAGUAUUGGGCAGCUGAACCAUUUGAGAAAUUGGUACUUCACGUUCUCUGCAAUAAAUUUAAUUUGGAAUUUUCCAAAUUAUUUUGUGAAUAGAGAAAAUAUUUUAUUCUAAUAUCAGUGAAUGGAAGUAGAAUUUGACUUCAUUCAGAAACUUUUUUAGUUUUCUUCAGUUUUCUUUAAUUGAUUUGUGCAAAAAGUGAACGAACUUGCAGCAUCAAUCUGAUGGUGAGUUCUGGAAGUUGUGCCUUCUCUUGUGAAAGAGAAUAACUGGCAGAAAGUCAUUAAAUCACCCAUUCAGCCAUAUAGACUUGCGCAUCAGCUUUUUAAAUUACCUUCUCUGUUUUAUCUGUUGCACUUUUAAUAAGCUAUUUUCUGUUAGUAAAGGAAGUCUAUUUUUAAAACAUUAAAUGUGAAUUUCAAUAAAAAAGCAAUGUGUCAACAUGUCAACUUUAGCAUCUGUUUUGUGGUAAAGCUUCUUACAAAAUUUUCAUUAUAGAAAAUUUGACUGGUUUAAUUGCUUUGCAAUUUUUAUAAUGCCAGAAUGUACCUUGUUUAUGGAGUAUGCUACUUUUAGUCACAAUGUAGUUUGAAUUUUCUUCUAUCCACUAGUCUUUACAAAAUAAAAAAUGUUAUGACAUUCUG
This is a messenger RNA of Hypanus sabinus (Atlantic stingray), 9669 nucleotides long. Its product is annotated as interleukin-11 receptor subunit alpha-like. Lineage: Eukaryota; Metazoa; Chordata; Chondrichthyes; Myliobatiformes; Dasyatidae. Gene Ontology annotation, molecular function: cytokine receptor activity; protein binding. Gene Ontology annotation, biological process: cytokine-mediated signaling pathway. Gene Ontology annotation, cellular component: external side of plasma membrane. The transcript has 12 exons. The record is from RefSeq and is a predicted model, not a curated record. Bases 289 to 1464 code for a protein of 391 amino acids.